Molecule: messenger RNA, 2025 nt
Organism: Lobosporangium transversale
Lineage: Eukaryota; Fungi; Mortierellomycota; Mortierellomycetes; Mortierellales; Mortierellaceae
Exons: 5
Coding region: 1-2025 (674 amino acids)
Biological process (GO): translational initiation
Molecular function (GO): translation initiation factor activity; GTP binding; GTPase activity
Source: RefSeq, a predicted model, not a curated record
AUGCCAUCGUCGUCAUCAUCUUCCUCGGCAUCAUCUGCAGCUUCAGCUGCACCUACAUCUGCAACUCCACAGGCCAACGCUUUUGUCAAAUCGACUCGUACAGCAAAGGAGAAUGCCAAGAGACAGAUAGAGCAAAGAUCAAAACAACGUAAACAGCGACAAAAGCCUGCAAAGGAUGUCUUCAUCCCAGAUGCGAUCACUGUUUCGAACUUGGCAGGGCUAUUGGGAGCAAGGAUCGGGCAUUUUGAGAAUACCAUGAAGGCCUUGGGCAUGGAGAUCAUUCGUCAUGACCAUAUCUUAACAUCUGAGGAGGCUUCCCUUUUGGCAUUGGAGUACAAUGUCAACCCUAUUGUUGGAACAACUGAAAAAUUAUUCGAUUUGAGCCCACAACCAGAGCCCGAGGAUAUGUCCAUCUAUCCAUUGCGUCCACCUGUUGUGACUAUCAUGGGUCAUGUAGACCACGGUAAAACUACAUUACUGGACUCGCUCCGCAAGACAUCGGUUGCGGCGGGAGAGGCCGGAGGUAUUACUCAACACAUUGGAGCCUUCUCUGUACUGUUGCCUUCGAAACAACGGAUAACCUUCCUCGACACUCCUGGACACGCAGCCUUCUCGGCGAUGCGUGCGCGUGGCGCCCAUACGACCGAUAUUGUUGUGCUUGUGGUGGCAGCAGAGGACGGAGUGAUGCCUCAGACGGCAGAAGCCAUUAAGCACGCAGAAGAGGCCGGUGUACCGAUUAUUAUAGCGAUCAACAAGUGUGACAAGUAUGGUGCAGAACCCGACAAGGCUAAGCAGGCUUUACUUAAAUAUGGUAUCACUGUCGAGGACCUUGGGGGUGAAACCCAGUGCGUGGAGGUAUCUGGUUUGACAGGCAAGAACCUUGACAAGUUGGAGGAAGCUAUUCUGACAUUAGCCGAGGUCUUGGAUCUGAGGGCUGAGGUUGAUAUCCGGGGCGAGGGCCAUGUGAUUGAAUCACAGAUCGAGAAGGGCCGUGGUAAUGUGGCAACAGUAUUGGUGAAGCGUGGAACGCUCCGGGUUGGGGAUAUGAUUGUGGCGGGUGAUACGUGGUGCAAAGUAAAGGCAUUGGUCGAUGACACGGGUAAGAACGUGAAGGAGGCACCACCUGGUACUCCGGUCAAGGAACAGGCCAAGUUAGUGGUCACGAACAGAGCUCUCAAGAAGGAGAGGCAAGAGCAACUAAAGAGUUUGGUUGCAAUUAAUGAAAAGCGUCGCCUUGUUGCAGAGGAGGAAGAUGAGGAAAAGGCAGCGCUGCGUGAAUACAAGCGUAAUGCAUGGCUCUUCCAUCAGGGAGCGCUUGAUUCACAUCCGGAGGCGCCUCAGGCCAAGAGACUGCUUUCGGUUGCAGCCAUGGCAGCGAAGGAGGAGGAAGAGAGUGAGGUCAAGAACUUGAGGAUGGUGGUCAAGGGCGAUGUGAGCGGUACAGUAGAGGCAGUUUGUGAUGUGCUAUCUGGUCUACCAGACAAUCAAGUCAAGGUCAGUGUCAUCCAGAAUGGUGUAGGAAACAUUACGGAAAGCGAUAUUCAAUUUGCAUCUUCCUGUGGCGCCAUGAUUUUGGGAUUCAAUGUCAAGGCAGAUAAGAAGCUGAUACAAACAGCGCGUCAGAUGGGGGUCAAGAUCAAGUCUUAUAAUGUGAUCUAUAAACUUUUGGAUGAUGUGAAGGUGGAGAUGGCGACAUUGUUGCCUAAGGAUAUUGAGGUGCAGGUCGUGGGAGAGGCCAAGGUUGCACAAAUCUUCCCGAUCAAACUCAAAGGAGGACAGACCCAGAAUGUGGCGGGAUGUCGUAUUACGAAUGGAGGGGUGAAUAGGAAAGAGGACGUACGUAUUGUUCGUGAUGGAGAAGUUAUCUGGGAUGGACGACUGUCGACGUUGAAGAGGGUGAAGGAAGAUAUCCAAGAGGCCAAGAAGGGUACGGAGUGUGGCAUGGAGUUUGAUGGAUUCCAAGACUUUAAGGAAGGAGAUGUGAUCCAGAGCAUCAAGAAGAUUGAAGUUUUGAGGAAGUUGUAA